Molecule: messenger RNA, 3423 nt
Organism: Sphaeramia orbicularis (orbiculate cardinalfish)
Lineage: Eukaryota; Metazoa; Chordata; Actinopteri; Kurtiformes; Apogonidae
Product: nicastrin-like
Exons: 17
Coding region: 95-2206 (703 amino acids)
Biological process (GO): Notch receptor processing; protein processing
Cellular component (GO): plasma membrane
Source: RefSeq, a predicted model, not a curated record
GCCAUUUUAACAGGGCGGAACCAAACAGCGGAACCCGGACGUUUUCUAUGUCAGCACUUCCUGUUGUGUUUUUUUAGCUUUUCUAACCAGGAAGAUGGAUUUACUCUCGAACAAAUGGAUCGUUAAUGUGCUAAUUUGUUGUUUUUUCAUUGGUGUUGGCUGUAAUUCAGUAGAAAAGAAGAUCUACGUCCAUCUCAAUUACACCGUUCCUUGCGUCCGACUGCUCAACGCAACACACCAGAUAGGAUGCCAGUCCUCUUUGUCCGGUAAUGUGGGUGUGCUUCACGUGCUCGAGUCUGAAGACAACCUGGACUGGGUCCUGAGCAAAGGCCCUAACCCUCCGUAUCUGGUCAUCCUGGAGGCUGCACUCUUUACCAGAUCCAUCAUGAUGAAGCUGAAGAACGGCUCCAACAGGGUGGCCGGGGUGGCUGUUGUGGCGCCGAACACUAACCCGACGGAGCCCUUCUCCCCGUACACCACCUGCCCCAACGAGAACACAGGCGUGUAUACAGAGAAAUACGAUCCGGCCUAUGCCCACUGUAACGUGACAGUGUGGAACCCUCUGGGGAACGGUUUGGCCUACGAGGAGUUCGACUUCCCCAUCUUCUCCCUAAAAGACGACAAUGACACUCAGGUCAUACGACAGUGUUUCUUGGACCAUAACCAGGUAGUAAACGGCAGCGCUCCUCAGUAUCCACUGUGUGCCAUGCAGCUGUACUCCCACAUGUCUGCGGUCACAGACACAGCCACCUGCAUGAGGAGGAACGACAUCAACUUCAGCAUCAGCCCAGAGGGGGUGUGUGACCCGUUGGGUGACUCCAAUGUUUGGGCGUCCUCCAGGCCCAUCAACACCACACAGAAAGGACACAAGAAUUCUGAGAAUGUGAUCAUAGCAGCGGCCAGGCUGGACAGCAGGUCUUUUUUCUUCGACAUCGCUCCAGGAGCUCAGAGCAGCGUCACAGGCUUCGUCAGUCUGCUGGCGGCCGCUCACGCCCUGCGGAACGCCACUCAGGAGGCCCCGCCCAACCGCACCAUCCUCUACACCUUCUUCCAGGGGGAGACCUUCGAUUACAUUGGCAGUUCAAGGAUGGUGUACGAUAUGGAGAACAAUCAGUUUGCUGUGGAUCUGGACAACGUUCACUCUGUGCUGGAAGUUGGACAGGUGGGGCUGCGCUCCGACUCUCAGCUGUGGCUUCACUCUGAUCCAGUGUCACGAAGGAACAGCAGCGUCAAUGAUGAGGUGAGGAAGCUGAUUGAAAACCUGCAGGUGGCCUCCAAAGACCUCAACGUCACGGUGAAUCAGCCUCAGGCCUCUCAGCCGCUGCCGCCUUCGUCCUUCCAGCGUUUCCUCCGAGCUCGGCCGAUCCCUGGCAUCGUCAUUGAGGACCACCAGUCUGUUUUUACUAACAGGUACUAUGAGAGUAUGUAUGAUAACGCAGAGUACUUGAACAUAUCGUACCCCUCAAACCUGACGGCAGAUGAGCAGCUGGAGCACAUCACUGAAACAGCCACGGCUCUGACGGAGGUGGCCACCAUGGUUGCUCGUGCUCUCUACAUCCAAGCAGGAGGUGAAGAAUCCCGACUGCCCAGCAUCACCGCAGAGGCUCGACUGGUGACUAGGAUGCUCUACAGUCUCCUGAUUAAAUCCAACAACUCCUGGUUCCAGGAAAUAAUCCCAUCAGAGUUCAUGAGCCGUCUCACGGAGAAGCCCACAAACUUCUACGUUGGAGUGGCCAACUGGCAGUCGAGUGAACCGACCUUUCUGGUCCAGUACUUGUUGGCCAACCUGACCGGUACCGUUGUCAAUGUCACCAAGGAAGACUGCCAGCAUCAACGAGAAGACGACAAGGACAAAGAGAGCCACCAUUUGUACCAUUACAUGUGGGUUCAAGGUUCGGUGCCGCCCAACGGGACCCAGAGGGAGAGUUUCUGCGUCCGCUCCACCGUUCACCUCUCCAAAGCCCUGUCCCCAGCCUUCGACCCACUUAAGGAGUACACCUCCACAGAAUACUCAACGUGGACCGAGUCCAGGUGGAAGACCAUCAAAGGACGGAUAUUCCUCGUAGCCAGUCAUGAACUAGAGAUGCUGACUCUGGGUGUUGGCGUCGGCGUGCUGGUAACGUCCCUGCUGUUAACGUACCUCAUCAGCUCAAAGGCCGACAUUCUCUUCAGCUCAGGGAGGGAACCCACCAACGCCACCUACUGAUCUGGGCAGAGGGGACCCGGGCCCACGACCACUACUACUACUACUACUACUACUACUGUUCCCUCUGCUACUCCGAUCCCAAACAGACACGGACAGGCUCUUCAGUUUGAAACACACCAUUAGGUACACAGACAGACAGACAGACAGACAGACAGAUCUCCAUGUUUAUACACGACUCCAUGUUUAUGGACUCACACAGGUGAGGCAUGACAUGAGGACUGGACCGGACUGGAUUGGCCUGGAUCAUCUGGACUGAUCAGGGUCAGGAACAACACUGGUCAGGCACCAGCAGGCCCUGCUAGUGGACAAGAUGUUUAUAUUUCUUUGUCUUUAGGUUGUUUUUUUUUCCCCCCUUUUUAUUUGUCAAAGAAUGUUUUGUUUACGGUGUCAAGUGUUGGGCACUAAAUAUUGCGCAUUAUUUUGUGUGUGUGUGUGUGUGUGUGUGUCACUGAGAGCAUGUGGAUGUGUAAAUGCAGAGUGUGUGAACAGUUGGGAAGUGGUUGUAUGAGUCCGAGUGUACAAAACAAAAUAUGCUGUGCUUGUGUGUGUGAGUGUGUAAACUUUAAAUGAGGAUUGCAAUGGUAUGUGCAAUACUGUAGCUGUCUUCUCAGUCAUGUAAGUUAACUUAUCAAUCAAUUUUAAUGAGAAGAAACCACUUUUUUUGAGUCAGUGAACAAAUAGUCAAAUUUAAACUAACAGAUUUACCAGUACUGGAAAUGUGUGGUGAAGCAUUUUGAUAGAAUCGACAUCCUGAAGCGUUAACAGUCCUGAUAACAUUAGACUAACUGUAAAUGACCCAAAUAUGUGGUUCAGUCACAGUACACAUGAAUACACAUGUAUGUGGUUGGUGACCCACUGUAAUUUCACAUAUUGUGAUAUUUGUGUGGAGAAAAAGAGUUUCCCCAAGUGCAGAGAGGCGUGUCCCAGUCCAUAAACCCUUAGCAUUAAGUCGCUGAAUAAUCCUCACGUCCUGUUUAGGGAACUUUAUGUGGUGGAAGGAAUUCAGAAACUUCAAACGGUGACAAUGCGUUGGUACUUUUGGCUGCACACUCUUUUGUUCUUAUCUUUUCACGAAGUUUCUUUUAGUGAUUGCUUCAGAGAGUUCUGACAACAUGCAAGACGUUUUAAUUUUAUUGGUGGAUGUUCAUUUUAUGGCUGGACUCAGUGACCAAUUGUGAUGCCUUGAUGAAGAAAUAAACAUUGCUUCUUUUCCAGUC